Messenger RNA from Periophthalmus magnuspinnatus, 1277 nucleotides. RefSeq names its product TIP41-like protein. Lineage: Eukaryota; Metazoa; Chordata; Actinopteri; Gobiiformes; Gobiidae. Gene Ontology annotation, cellular component: cytosol. The coding region runs from base 249 to 1145 and encodes 298 amino acids. The transcript has 8 exons. Gene Ontology annotation, biological process: TOR signaling. The record is from RefSeq and is a predicted model, not a curated record.
AUCGACGGACUGAUUCUAAACACCAGAGCACACCGAGCUAGCGUAGGUUCUAUUUAUGAAGAGCACCUGGCGGGACACACGGUACCAAACGCGGCUUCUGUGAGUUCCCAGCUCCUCCAAGCUGGGCCCUGCGUCCGCGGGUCAGACACAGGAUCCCGGGGUGAACUCAGGACCCGCACCGCUCUGGAUAGUGGGCUCCAGGCUCUGGGCAAAGGGCUGCUAGGCUGGGACUACUAUACUCCUUCAUCAUGAUGUCCCACGGUGGGUUCCAGAGCAGUAGGCAGAACUUCGAUUUUGGACCAUGGACAGUCACUGCAGCUAAGAACCACAUAAUGAAAUCCAAGGAUAUUGAACGGCUGUCAGAGGAGAUGAACAUGCCCUCACUUCCAGAGAUGCUCUUUGGGGAUAAUGUUCUACGUAUCCAGCAUGCUGAUGGAUAUGGCAUCGAGUUCAAUGCCAUCGACUCCCUGAAAAGAGUCAACAAUAUGUCGGACAGUGUCAAAGUCGCAUGUGCACAGGAGUGGCAGCAAAGCAGGGCUGACUCAGAGCACUCGAAGGAGGUGGUGCGGCCGUAUGACUGGACCUACACCACAGAUUACAAAGGCACAUUGAUCGGAGAGGAAGCACUUAUGAAGGUAACAUCCACAGACGAGCGCAUUGACCUGGAGAGGCUGAAGGUGCGAGAGCAGAUCAAGUUCUUCCAGGAGGUGCUGCUGUUUGAGGACGAACUGCACGACCAUGGAGUCUCCACCAUCAGUGUCAAAAUCAGGGUGAUGCCAACCAGCUUCUUUGUGUUGAUGCGUUUUUUCCUGCGAGUGGAUGGGGUGAUGAUCCGAGUAAACGACACGCGCUUAUAUCAUGAGGCUGGGACGAGCUUCAUGCUACGUGAGUUCAGCAUGAGGGAGAGUGGGCUGGACGAGCUGAAGAACAUCUCUGCAGCUCUCUACACAGACCCCAAUGAGGUGGCCCCUCUCCUGACCCUCAAGCUCACCCACUGCGAGAAACUGGAGUUCCCUGAGACGGGGCAGACGGGGCAGACGGGGCAGACGGGGCAGACGGGGCAGACGGGGCAGACGGGGCAGACGGGGCAGACGGGGCAGACGGGGCAGACGGGGCAGACGGGGCAAGGCCCAGAGCCACAGUGACCCAGCCUGCACUACACCUCUUAGCCUGUGGGGCAGUGCUCUAUGGGUACGCCUCAUCUCAUUUUAUGGAGUGUUAUUGUGUGUUUAAGUUUUUUUUCACUAAUGAAAAAUGGCUAAUAAAAUUAAUACAUG